Molecule: messenger RNA, 921 nt
Organism: Rotaria sp. Silwood2
Lineage: Eukaryota; Metazoa; Rotifera; Eurotatoria; Philodinida; Philodinidae
Source: the annotation of a GenBank genome assembly
AUGCAUGAAAUUAUAUUUAGUAAACAGAGAAAAAGAAAUAAAAUCGAGCAAAAUCGUCGUCAAAAAAAAACAAAUGUAAGCAUUCCAGGACGCCGUCGGCGUUAUAUAAAAUAUUUGAAAGUUGUUGAAGAUAAUUCAUCUCUAGAUGAAGUUCAUCCAUCAGUAGCUGAUGAUAUUCCACCAAUGACCGAAUCAGAUUGGUCAAGAAUUCAUCAAGUUCAAUUUGCAUACCGUGAAGCAACAACACUGAAUAAAGUAAUUGGUGUUCCAUUGUAUCCAGCAACUCAACCAAUACAUUCUACACUUGAACUUAUUCGAAUUCCAACUUAUUUAGCAUCCAUACGUCUUAUAACUUUUUUGAAAAAAAUUCCUGAAUUUGAUUUAUUUAAUUCAAAAGAUCGUGUUACACUUGUUAAAAAUAAUUUAUUAGCAGUUGUCUUUAUGCAUGCUGUUCUGUUAUAUAAUCCCAUUACUGAUAGUUAUCAUGAACAUAAUACAGAAGAUCCCAUAUUUCAAGGCAAAGAUUGGAUUGAAAUACUUGGUGAAGAAUUGUAUCAUCAAUUAACUGAUGUAACAACGAAAUUAAUUACAAUAUUUCAAUAUGAUCGCGUUAUUGUUAAAGUAUUUUUAUUACUCAUUCUAUUUACAAAAGGUUUUUGUGGUUAUGACAUAGCCCAUGAACCAUCAUUAGAAGAUCAUUUAAUUGUAUUUAACAUACAAAAUCUUUAUCUAGAAUCACUUUAUAAAUAUUGUUUACAUCAUUAUGGUUUGCCGAAAACCGUUACUUUAUUUUCGCGUUGUCUUAAUCAAAUACUUGCUAUUCAACGCUUAGCUGUUCAUUUAAAAGGUUUUGUACAUAAUCAUAUUGAUGCAUCCCAAUUAUCGCCAUUAAUGCAAAGUGUUUUACAAUUAUCAGACUAA